Symbiodinium natans is the source of this 7440-nucleotide messenger RNA. Lineage: Eukaryota; Dinophyceae; Suessiales; Symbiodiniaceae. The record is from the annotation of a GenBank genome assembly.
AUGGACUCUCCCCAUGGAGGUCAGGACGACAGCCCGGUCGAGAAACUCCCGGCGCAGUGUCCCCUUCAUUUGGUCUUCCCAGACGUGGUCCGAUGUGACUCCUGUAAGGAGAAUUGCAAAGAUCUGCCGGACGAAGGCAAGGCCCCUCUGCCUGGGCUGAAGCAGCCGUUUCCAGUCACUGCGCUGCAGAGCAACACCCGGCUUGACGUCAUGGAGCACCAGUCCCCUGACGGCAUGCUGGAGAAGUAUCAACGGUUUGAGGACGAGCAUGGCAAGUACAAGUUUGCCAGAAGUCGUCAACAGGAUGCGUUGGAGGUGGAGAGGCGCAAGCUUCAGCUCCAGCGUGAGCGAACCAACAAAGCAAAGCACGAAGCCGACCAUGCUGCCCAAGAUGUCCAGUGGCAGAUCGCAGAUGCGGAACGAUCGGUGGAGGAGAUGCGAAGCCGUCGGGAUGCAGACAUGCAGGCAUUAGAAGUUCACGUGCGGCAGGCAGACAUCAUGCUCGAAGAGGCACAGCGGGAAGCACGAAAGCGAUUGGAAGAAGCCCAGGGGCUGAAGUUGGCGGAGGAGGCCCAUGUGGUAUCGGCCGCCCAAUUGCUGAAUACUGCCUGUGAGAGGAGCCAAGCGGCGGAAGAACGAUACCAAAAGUUGAAGGAAGAGUCCCAAGCACGACUUGCAGCUCGUGCCCAAGCCCUGGCGGAGGCCGAGCUGGCCGUGGCUGCCCAGGAGGAGGAAGCGAAGCAGAAAGCCGCCGAGUACCUGCAGGACGUGAAGGAGCAAUGUGAGGCGCAGCUGGAAGCUUUGCGUGCGCAAGCUGCUGAAAUCAAAGAGGCUGUUUCCCAGCGCUUGCCGAUGGAGUCCAGGAGAACAGCUGCCGCCAAGGAGGCAACAGAAACCCGCCGGCACGAUGCCCGAGAACGAUUGCAGAAAGAGCGUCAAACGGCUGGCGUACACACCACAGUGAUGGAGGAAGACUGCACCUGCAUGGUCCGGCGUGUAGAGCUGCGAGAAGAAGCAACUCGCAGGCGCUUGGAGGAGUUCACCGAAGGCCCAGUCACUGCGCUGGAGCGGACUGCGCAGCUUUGGCAUGGACAGAGCGACCGCAAAUCGGUCUGCGACAAGGUCAGCUUGGAGCAGACAGCGUGGGUGCUGGGCCACCACUUCAAGUCAAGGCCCAGGGCUUUGCCCGCGUACAUCCCAGUAGGCAUCCGUGUGCAUAUGGCGUAUGCCAGCUGGUGCAGGUGGAACUACACGCCCUCCGUGGACGACAAAGUCACCAACAUCCUUCAAGGAUUUACGAAACUCACUGCCCACUUGAUGCUUUGUUUUGCGUUUUUCCCCAUACAGCAACUCUUGCUACCAGCAUCCGGAGUGCUAGAGCUCAUGGCUUUCGUGCAGCCUUGUUUCCCCGUAUUGGAGACCCGAAUCGUCAACCGCGGCAGGCACCAGCAGUUUGCAGAUGAUCUUCUUCCUUCCAGGCUGCGCAAGCUGCGGGUAGAGUUGCGCUCGAAUCUGGACGACCGGAAAUCCUCCAAUGUGAUUGAGGACAUCCGGCCGACGGGCUCACCCAGCCCUGAGGCUACUAUCGAGGCGCUCCUUGCAAAUGGCCAGACAGAAGAUGCCCACGCGCUGGUGGAGGAGAUGGUGACAAAUACAGUGACUCCCUCGAGCUCUUCAUAUGGUCGUGUGAUCCACACGUGCUCAAAGGAAGGACUAGUGGACAAGGCGGCCAUUCUCCUUGCGAAGAUCAGAGCAAUGGAGAUGGCGCCAGAUGUUACUUCGUAUGGAAGCGUCAUAGACGGAUUCGCAAAGGCGGGCAGGCCUGAAGACAUCCAAGCCCUCAUGGGCGACAUGGAUGAAGACGGUGUGCCAGUGGAUGUGGUCAUGCACAACGGUAUGCUUCAGGCCCUGCUGAAAAGUGGGAGGGUCGAUGAUGCCUUUGACUGGCUAGUUUCGAUGAUGGCUCCACAGGCAGAAGCUUCAAACGGAUCGAGGAGGCGCGAAACGAGACCAAACAUAUGGUCGUAUGGUUUGGUCACGAAGGCGUUGGCAAAGCAAGGCCGCCCCGGCGCGGUGUCGUCCCUGUUGAAGACCAUGGGCGAGAUGUCGGUGGAGCCAUCAAUUCGAAUCCAUGACAGCAUCUUGCGAGGUCUCCUCUCUGCGCGAAAGCGCGCGGAGGCUUACAGGUGGCUGCGGCAAGUCGUAAGGUCCGGCCUGGAUUACGAUGCACAGUUCGUGACUCUAGCUUUGGAGGUGUGUAUGCAAAACGGGUCCUUCGCAGAGGCCUUUGCGUGGUUGAAUGGCAUGGAGGAAGCUGGCAUUGAUCCGCCUAGCGGAGGCAGAGGUGCUGUUUCCUUCUUCGUGAAAGCGGUGACGGUCUGCGCAAAGGCAGGGAAGCUUGCAGAGGGCCUCGCGUGGCUGGAGCGAGCGGGCGCCGCAGAUGUGAACUCCAUGGCAGAUGAUGAUGAGGAUGGGCGAAAGCAGCCCGGGCCGCGUGGAAUUCCUCUGCGACCAGCUUACAUUGCCCUCAUGAAGGCGUUUGCACGGGCGCGGAGUCGUCAGCAGGCCAACGACCUCCUUGUGCAAUUGGAGGCGGACGAGGGGCGCGUUGACCUCAUGGCGCGGACCACUCUCGUCGAAGAGUUUGCCAGCUGCGAUAGUCCGGAGGAUGCGCGCCAGCUCACGAAAAAGCUGGAGGAGGAUGGACAUUUGACGGUCCACGUCUUCGGCCGGGUGAUCUCUGCUUGUGCCAAGGCAGGCAAAGCCGAUGAGGCAAUCCGGUGGUUCGACAACAUGGUCACGGCCGCUAUCGAACCGGAUGCCAUCGCUUGGAACAGCAUCAUCAAUGCCUGCGCGAGGGUGGGGCGUGUCACUGAAGCAGAGAUGUGGCUCGGUGAGAUGGAUGCCUCGGGCAUCACUCCUGAUGUCAUCUCCUACACCACUGUCAUCAAUGCUUGCGCCCAGUCGGGUCGACCACAGGAGGUCGGGUACGCGUCUCUCAUCGAGUGCCCUCAGAUCGGAGCGACUCUCAGAAAUCAUGCAGAGGUCAUUUUCAAGAUCUGCGGAAGGUGCGGUCAAGCCAAAGAGGCCCAUUUGUGGGCACAUUCCGGGCUCCCGGGGCCACAAGUGCCGGAUAUCACCAGCCUUGCCAAGAAGAAGAAAUGGCGACAGGCACUGCAGCUGCUGCAUCACGCAUCUAGCAGCUGGGCCCAAGCUGACCUGGUGAGCUUCAAUGCUGCGAUCAAUGCGGCUGGCAAGUGCAAGCUUUGGGAGACAGCACUGUCAGUGCUCGCCGACAUUGACAGGGAACAUCUUCAAAAGGAUCUCUUCAGCUACAACACGUCGCUCAGUGCCAGCGCAGCCGCUGCGCAUUGGCGAUGGUCACUACAUCUCCUGCAUGAUUCCAAGGAACGACAACUCCAGAGGGACCUCAUCAGCUUUAACACCAGCAUUGAUGGUUUCCAGGGUGCUUGGAACCUAUCCUUGACAGUUCUGGCCGACAUGUCCAGCCAAACUCUGCAGCCUGAUGUCAUUACCUUCGACACAGCCAUCAGUGCCUCUGAGAAGGGGAGUUUGUGGGAUCGGGCCUUCGAUUCGCUUGGGGCACUGGAGGAUCGCAGCCUGCAGGCAGACACGAUUGGCCUGAGCGCUUCCAUAAGCACCUGUGAGGGUGAGCGAUGGGAAUCCGCGCUUGUCUUGCUCGACAAGCUCCACGCAUCAGCGCUGUGCGGAACUACGAUCACCUACAACGCGGCCGUUGGCAGCAGCAGCUCUGGCCAGCACUGGCAGACAGCUUUCGAAGUGGCGCUGGAGUUCACACGCCGCGCCGUGAGGAGAAGCCUCGUCAGCUUCAACACAAGCAUCACUGCCUGUGAGAGGGCAGCGGCCUGGACGAAGGCGUUCACCAUGUACCACAUUGUCCGAGAGACUCGCUGGAAUCCAAAUGUAAUUACAUACGGUGCUACAGCCAGCGCACUGGAGAAAGGCAGACAGUGGCAACUCGCUACAAUAGUUCUACAUCAGCUGCUCGCUAGCGGCACGCGCCCCAAUUUGAUCAACUGCAAUGCCGUGGUCAGCGCUUGCGAGAAAAGUGCAAAGUGGCAGCAUGCCUUGCUGAUUGCAUCGCAGCUCACCGACUUGCAGCUGCAGCCGCUGCUGCCGUCUUGCAACAAAGUCCUCGGCAAAGCAGUUCUUGAUCCGAUCGAGGUUGUUGCAGUGGGUAGAGUGGUCAAUGUCACUAGCUGGGAGCCCUUCCAUCGAGCUUUAGUGCGCCAGCACUUGGGUGCUCAAGGAAUGCAGCAGAAUGUUGUCACCUAUGGGGCUGCCAUGAGCGCUUGUGGAUUGCAAUUCCAAUGGAGACUGGCAUUGGGGAUGCUGCGCCGCCUUGAUGAGGCGCUUUUGGAAUCCAAUGAGAUUCUUCUGGGAGCUGCUACUGCUCACGCCGCCCCAUGGACGGACAUCAUGCACCUUUGGGAAGAUACCUUGCUUUGGCUACAGGGGCAAGUGGUAGCAAGACUGGCAACGACAAAAACCUACAACAUUGCAAUCAGCGCAUGUGGCAAAGGUGCAAGCUGGCCAGCAGCCUUGGCCUGUUUCGGAGAGCUUCUUCUGCGGGACCUGCAGCCAGAUGUGGUCACUUACAACAGCGCCAUCACUGCCUGCACACAUGGAAGUGGCUGGCCGACCUCGCUCGCUCUUCUACACGAGCUUCAAACGAGGCAGGUGACACCUGACGUCUUCACCCUCAGUGCCGCCGAGCCUGCUGGCAAAUGGGAGCUAGCAACCUGCUUUUUGCAUGACUUUUCAUCUUUGGGCGUUGAAUGGACCACACUGGUUUACAAUGCUGGCAUCUCUGUUUUUUCGAAGGCGGCCGAGUGGCAGCGUGCCAUGGACUUGUUUGCGGGGAUGGGUGAGGCAGGCCUGCGAUGCUCCGAGGUCUCCUACAACACGGCCAUCGCUGCCUGCAGUCGUGGAAAGCAAUGGUUGCUCGCUGUGGCCCUUCUCCGGCUGAUGCGGAAGCGACUGCUUCGCACGGAGACGAUCUCUUACAAUGCGGCUAUGGGAACCAUGGGGGAGGGCUUUGGAAGUUGGGAAGUAGCUUUGUGUCUCUUGGCCGAGUUGCAGGAGUGCUGGAUGAAGCCCAGCAUCGUGACAUAUGGUUCGCUAAUCAAUUCUUGCGCAAAGGACGAGCAGUGGCAGAGGGCUUUACUAUUUUUCGAAGAGGCACAGAGAAGUAACUUGCAAAUGAGCGUCAUAACCUACACUGCAGCAAUCAGUAGCUGCGAGAAAGGCUCUCAGUGGCAGCUGGCGCUUUUCUGUUUAUUCGACUGCUCUCGUAGGGACAUGAUGCCAGACAUCAUGUCGUUCAAUACCGCCAUUACAGCCUGUGGAAAUGUCGACGAUUUGCGGCGAGCCAGACUGCUGCACAUGAUUCUGAAACGUCGACAAAUAAGCGAGAAUUUGUCAACCUUCAAUGCCCUGAUUGUCUCGCACGGCAGGGCAACCCAGUGGCAGCAAGCGCUUCAAUACCUGGCAAACCUCGAGGCCCUGGAUUUCCAACCCGAUGCGGUUACAUUCAAUGCUGCGAGCGGUGCAUGUGCCAAGAGCGACAAGUGGCAGUGUGCUUUGCAACUGCUUCAGCAAGCCCAACAUGCGCUCCUUGAACCUGAUAACGUCACACAUGGCACCGAGAUCAGCGCCAUCGGCAGAGCAGGUCGCUGGCCACAAAUCCUUCUGUUGCUGGCCAGACUGGAUGCAGAAGACCAAGUUCCAGAUGUCAUCGUUUACAACGCGGCGAUCACGGCGAUUACUGCCUGCGGGGAUGCGUGGGAUGCUUGGCAGGUUUGCCUCCGGCUCCUUGCGAACCUCCAGAAGAACAAUCUCACAGCAGACGCACGGACUUUCACAAGCCUCAUCACAGCCUGUCGUGGAGCUUCUGCAUGGCAGCCUGCCCUGCACCUCCUGUCGACCCUGCGAGGAAGUGAAUGCAGUGGGACAGAUAUGUCGUACUGCUACAAUGCAGCCAUUAGCACAUGUGGCCGGGCUGACCAGUGGCAGGUGGUCAUAGACAUCCUGAGAAGCAUGGCUGAGGAUGCUCUCGAACCCGACAUCAAGGGCUACGAUCCUGCACUGGCGGCAGUCGUUAGCUCCGGUGAGCAAGACCAGGCCCUGGAGCUUUUGUGGUCCUGUGAAGCAUCGUUGCCAGCGGUGUCCUUCCUGUGGUCUCUGGCGGCAGUUGGUGUGUCGGACCCAGAGGUCAUUAACGAAGCUUGCGUGGAGGUGGCUUUGACCAGAUGUCAUGGCGAGGACUUGCCGAGGGUCCUAUGGUCGAUGGAGAUGCUGGGGGUGGAGAGCACUGCUUUCUGGAGGUGCACAAGCCAGCAGUUCCUGAAAGAACUCCACAAAGCGGGCCUCGAUGAGCUGGCAAUGACCGUGUCUGGACUCAUCUCUGCCAGCUCGGAGCCCUUUGCCGCUGACCCGAUCCAGCGACAAGCGGAGGACCAACUUAGGAUGCUCAGGCAGAACGCGCCGAGUCAACUGGCCUUCCAUCGCCUAGGCAUCUCAGCCAUGGGCAUCUUGGGCUCCUUCUCCAACACCGGGCGGUUACGACAGAGCUUCCGAACCGCUGUGUGCGAAGCUCUGAUGGAAGUCGGCCGAGAGUUUGACCAAAGCUCUCGGCAGAGCUUCCGAACUAGUGUCCCCUAUCAGCCACCUCUGGAGAAGCUUCCCACCUCGGUGGUGUGGGACUCUGUCGACCGUGCAGUCCUCUUUAAGCCACCUGGUUGGGAAGUCUACGGCGCCCACACGCAGUGGCAGCUGUCCUCCUUCGCAGCAAGCCGCUUUGGCAGCCUUCGGAUCCUGGAUGAUGCGAGUCAUAACUCUGGUUUCCUCCACCGCCUGGAUGUGCCCAGCUCAGGUCUGAUCAUGGUCGCGAAGACGUAUGCUGCAUUCUACGACUUGCAGCUCCAGCUGCACCUUGGAACUUUUGGCCGCGAGUACACGGCUUUGGUGCACGGUUGGCUGGCACCCUCUCGGAUCGCCGUGUCGACCAAGGUGCGGUCGGGCAGCAAGGGCCCAACCGUUUCCGGCGGCCGCGGCAAAUGGAGCCAAACUCGGUUUCAAUGUCUGGGCCGCAAAUGGCAUCGUGCUGGUUCUCUUGGUCACCUCCUCCUGCAGAUUGUCACUGGGCGGAAACAUCAGAUUCGGAGCCACAUGGCAUACAUUGGCCACCCAACUGUCCGGGACGGUCUCUACACAAGCAACGUGACUUUUCAAGAGGAUGCCGCACUCUGUGACCGAAACUGGCUGCACCGGCACCUGCUCAAGUUUCGAGAUCCAGAUGGAAGGCCUCAUGAGAUCCAGUCACCGCUGCCUCCGGACUUGCAGACUUCGCUCCAGUCGGUGCAUACAGUCAGGAACCCAAAACAGCCGUGCCCCUGA